This is a messenger RNA of Cyclospora cayetanensis, 1650 nucleotides long. RefSeq lists its product as uncharacterized. Lineage: Eukaryota; Apicomplexa; Conoidasida; Eucoccidiorida; Eimeriidae. The record is from RefSeq and is a predicted model, not a curated record. The transcript is spliced from 9 exons. The coding region runs from base 1 to 1650 and encodes 549 amino acids.
AUGGAAAAGCUGCCAACCAUCAUUCUCCCUAUUGGCUCUGACGGCGAUGUCACCGCAGCAAGCCCUCGGACUGCUUCCUUGGGGCCGUGGGAUCAACCCAAGAGUCCUUCCAGGAAAUCCCCUCUGCGUCUAGGGGGUAUUCGUUUGCGUUGCUCGCGGCCUCAGCAGCUCGUGGAAGACUUUUACGUGAAGCGGCUGGGCAUGCAGGAGUUGGUACUUGGCGCAUCUUCCGGCCCCCAUCCAGGCUGCGCUCUGGGGGAUGACCUAGGUGCUUUCAAAGCCUCUCUCAAGGAGUCUGAUGGAGUGCCUAGCUGGAGCGGCAGCAGGCGCACUAGUUUCGCUAGUCAGCAAUCAGGCAGGAUCGCCAGUGUCGGAUCUUCUCCUUCUGCCCAACGGUUCGUCGCGUUCGAGUUCUUCUCUACCUCUGAAGUGGAAGAGGCCGUGAUGGAAGCGCUUGAAUUGGGGGAAUGCAGCCAAUCUCAACGUACGUCAGCCCCUAACGCCAAAACAGAAUCCUUCUCAGUCUCAGCAAAUCAAACACUUCUCGGUGUUGCGCUUUUCUGCUCCUUCUCAGCUCCUCAGAAGAGUUGGCUGGGGAAUUCCUUUGGGCAGUUCGUGCUGGAGUGCGUCCCCGUUCAAAAGGUGCAGGGCCUUUACAAGCCGUAUGAGCACCAUCGGUCAGACGUAUUCAGUCGCCUCUCCUUUUGCGUUUCUGACGUGGAUGCGGCGGCACUCGAUUUGUCGCAGCACAUGAUUCGCGUACAGCCAGCUGGCCAGUUCUUGAACAUGGCUUACGCUGCAAGUUUCCUGGACCCCCAAAACUUUAGAGGCCGCUUGCUCCAGUUCACGAGCGAGUACAAAAUGGUUUCAAGGAAGGCAUAUCUUAGCGGGGAGGGGAAGCGGUUUGGCUCUUUGAGCAUUGAGCCACCCAGUAGGCGGCGGAUUGGAGGAGCAGAUAAGGACAAGCGCUCUAUCUCUGAUGUUGCUGACGAACUGCUGCUACAGAAUGAAGAGGUUGAAGGCACAGGCAGAUCCCCCUCAGCCCUUACCAGCUCAUUCUCAAGCACUUCCUCUAGUGCGGCGUCCCUGUUUCAAGCCGAACGCGAGGGCUGCCUGCCCGCUCCCUCCGCGGAGGAUCUGAAGGCUGGGGAAUCAGAGGAGAGUUUUAAUCGGUGUCACUCCAUCCGUUUCGACACGCUUCCUAUCGAGAGACUCCCUGUGCUCCACCAUAUCGAGAUAGUUGCUGCGGAUCUCGAAAAGGCCCUUACAUUUUACGAGGAGGUCAUGGGAAUGACGCUCAUCGAAAAGAAAACAGCACAUGGGUUUGGAUUCACUUUGUAUUAUUUAGCAUGCGAUACCCCCACCCAGACGUCGUACCAGUACUGGCUCUGGCUACAACGCUUCUCUUGCAUCUGCAUCAGGGCGAAUGACUCGAGCAAGACGCAUCGAUACCGCGACUUAGAUCCAGCGGAGUGUGGAUUUUUGGGCAUUUCCUUCCUUUGUCCCGAAUCAGAAGAAGAAAACCUUUUGAAACAUUUCCACUCCAAAAGUGUAAACGUCAAUUAUGUAGAAGAUGAAGUAUAUGGCCGAAAGGUCAUGCUGCUGAGAGACCCCCAGAAUGUGGCCAUUCGCAUUGUAGUUACCAACUGA